Messenger RNA from Pelobates cultripes (western spadefoot toad), 333 nucleotides. The record is from the annotation of a GenBank genome assembly. Lineage: Eukaryota; Metazoa; Chordata; Amphibia; Anura; Pelobatidae.
AUGGCCUCCGGUAUGCCUGGGGUCACCCCUUCAGGAUCAUCAUCCGCAAAGAUGGCAGGUUCCACUCCAUCACGAAACCGGAGGAAAUCCCCACGCUCCUGGACCAGCUGGACCUACCGCAACUACCCGACACAGCGCACCCAAGGGCCGACCAGGCUCACCAACGAUCGCUGGCCAGCAACCUGCCCACCAGACCCGGUGAACGCAUGCACCGGAAUGCGGCUCUCAACCAGCCGGAAAACUCACCGCACUGAGAGGAAGCACGAACGGAGCAGCGGUCUGCGGCCCCCUACGCCCAUGCCCUCAGACGAAACCCCUGUUGGGACCCCCUAG